This is a messenger RNA of Hydra vulgaris (swiftwater hydra), 975 nucleotides long. RefSeq lists its product as uncharacterized. NCBI's taxonomy places the organism in Eukaryota, Metazoa, Cnidaria, Hydrozoa, Anthoathecata, Hydridae. The record is from RefSeq and is a predicted model, not a curated record. Gene Ontology annotation, biological process: DNA integration. Gene Ontology annotation, molecular function: nucleic acid binding.
AUGUAUCCCGUGCACGUAGUGUUAUUUACCUGCGCCAUCACCAGAGCCGUUCACCUGGACUUAGUACCUGACUUAUCUGCGAAAUCAUUUGUUCUAUGCUUAAAACGUUUUAUUGGAAGAAGAGGAAUUCCAAAUCUUAUAAUAUCAGACAAUGCCACAUGUUUUAAGAAUGAAGAAGUUAAAUUAAGCGAAAAGCUUUUGUUGUUGGGAAUCGGUUGGAAAUAUAUUAUUGAAGCUGCUCCCUGGUGGGGUGGUUUUUGGGAACGUCUAGUGCAAUCGGUCAAAAAAUCGCUACUCAAGGUUGUGUUUAGAAGUAGCAUCAGAUAUGACGAGCUGGAAACAAUUCUUUGUGAAAUAGAGGGUCUUCUCAACUCAAGACCAAUAACAUACGCUUACCAUGAAGACACUGAGGAAUUUCUUACCCCUUCCCAUUUGAUGCAUGGUCGAAGACUUAUUUCACCUAACGAAACUAAAGGGGCAGAUCUUGACAAGCUUGAAAGUAAGAUUCAGUUAACUAAACGAAUGAAAUAUUUAAAACUGAUACGUGAUCAUUUUUGGGUAAGAUUUACAAGUGAAUAUCUAGUUAAUCUUAGAGAAUUCCACAAGCAGGGAUCCAGUAAGAGUCGAUCGAUUGAACUGGGAGAAAUUGUUGUUAUUCACUCUGAUAUUAAAAGGUACAAAUGGCGAUUAGGAAAAGUAGUGUCACUGAUUACGGGAAGCGAUGACAUAGUUCGUUCUGCAAUAGUAAAAGUCUUAACAGGUAAAACAAACAAGCAAAAUUAUAUUAAGCGUCCUAUCGAAAAGCUAUACCCUAUAGAAGUCAAGUCAGUCGAAACAGUAACUGAUACAGAGCUAAACGCCAGAAACGAUGCUGUAGAUGAAAGUAACGAUUUUUCUGAUACGAAAUACGAAAGACCUGUACGAAUAGCAUCAAGAAACGGAAUACUAAUAAGACGCUUAAUGGGACAAUUUUAA